Molecule: messenger RNA, 1069 nt
Organism: Gadus chalcogrammus (walleye pollock)
Lineage: Eukaryota; Metazoa; Chordata; Actinopteri; Gadiformes; Gadidae
Gene: rmi2
Product: RecQ mediated genome instability 2
Exons: 2
Coding region: 84-512 (142 amino acids)
Biological process (GO): negative regulation of double-strand break repair via homologous recombination; maintenance of rDNA; DNA repair
Cellular component (GO): nuclear speck; cytosol
Source: RefSeq, a predicted model, not a curated record
ACGUAUGAUAAAGUUCCGGCAAAAUAAAGCGCGCCACGGGACUUGUCUAGCAGGAAAUCCAUGGUUCAAUACAACUCGUGAAAAUGGCUAAGAAUGACGAAGGAAGUGGACGCCCGUUGCCAAUCAAAGUUCUCUCUGGUCAGUUAAGAGAUGGGACUUGUAAAGGACUGAAUGACAACAUGGAAUGUAGCGUCAGAGUCGCUAAUAGUCGUUCAAUCUCCGUUUCAAUGGUGUGGAUGCAAGGGACCGUACUGGAAGCUAAAUUGGAUCGCAACAUGGUACUUCUUUUGGACGAGACGGGGAGUUUCGUUGUGCAGGGUGUAAACAACAUUCCAAAAGGCAAACCAUGCUUAUCCCAAGGUAAAUAUGUGAUGGUGAUGGGGGUUCUCCAAGCCACCUCGCCAGAACCAGUAAUCCGGGCAGUGAAGAUGGCAGACCUCACGAAAGAUGCCGCCAUCCACCGGAAGAUGUGGAAGUUGGAGGUGGAAGAUUUGCAGCAGCUUUCUACGUAGUUGCUGUGGUUUUUGGACUGAAACGGACACCUUUUUUGUGCAGCCUUUAAGCCCUUGAAACUGAUGGUUGGAUUCCUGAACAGAUAUAACAGUAGUAAUGCCUGAGCAGGGGAAACUCAGCAUAGCUUUAUGCAGUAAGCCUUUAAAACUAGACCAUGUGGCAUGGACCAAGACUUUACACAAGUUUAUGUUAAGGGUUAAGAAAAAGUUGCACGUUACCCUGUUCUUUCAUUUGUUACCUGCUGAGUUAAUUCAUUUCCAAAUAGCUUAUGAACAGCAUGUAUUUGUUUAAUAAAAUUUCAUUUUUACUUAGGUUUACAAUACACCAUGCAUCAGUAUAAUUUGUGUGUGCAAUCAAAUCAACAUUUUAAAAUUAAUUUAAAAGCUAGCGCUCACGAUUAUGAAGUUCAUGGAUUGAAUAGAUUAGACUUUAUUUUCUGGCCUGGGAGUAAAGGUUUAUGCAGCAACCAUCUUGAGUAUAAAAUGCCAUUUAUUUGGUCUUUGUGCACUUUUAACAUUAAAUACUUGGGAAAAACUUAAAAUGACAGAUUGAAUAA